CCUGUUGCAGCAAUGGACUUGGAUAAACCAUCCGUUUGGGGAUCUCUGAAACAGAAAACUAGGCCUUUUCUGCAGAACUUGAGUGUGAAGAAGACAAGGAGAAGGUCUAGCAAAAUGGUGGAAAGGAAGCAAAGGCACUCCUUGGACCGGCGCCUCAGUGUGUCUGUGCCUGAUAUGCUGGAGGUCGAGUCUCUCACGGAGGAAGAGGUGACCUACUCGAGUGAUCAGGUGUUGUCCACGCACUCCCCUGGCGAUCUCCCCAGCUCCGUUGUGUCUCUGAAGGGCAGGAGUGCUUCCCUGAGGCAGGUGGGAGAGGACUGGCAGUGGAAGCGGCAGGAGUUGGUUAGCAUGGCUGAAUCAGAAACUCAAGUCGUGCGUGGCUCUGAGGCCACGCGGAAAUUCAGCAGUGACCUCUUCGACCAGCUGCAGAGAGCCCAUCUGAGCAGCGACCUGACUGAGGAAGGGGCUGAGUACCCAUGUGGAGGAACAGAUCUAGACUCUUCCAUGUCAUCUCAAAUUUUUGAUGAUCAGAUGGCCCUUGAGGAAGGAAGUGCCUGUGUGCGCAAGCUGCCCAGCCCCUGUGCUUACCUGCUGACGAUCCACCUGAGAGAAGGCCGGAACCUGGUGGUCAGGGACCGCUGCGGCACAAGCGACCCAUAUGUGAAGUUUAAACUGAAUGGGAAAACUCUAUACAAAAGCAAAGUAGUCUACAAGAACCUAAACCCCGUCUGGGAUGAGACUGUUGUGCUGCCAAUACAGAACCUCAGCCAAAAACUCUGGGUCAAGGUGUAUGAUCGAGAUUUAACUUCUUCUGACUUCAUGGGGUCAGCAUUUAUAGCACUCACCGAACUUGAACUUAAUAGAACUACUCAACAGAUCUUAAAACUGGAAGAUCCAAAUAGCUUGGAAGAUGACAUGGGAGUGAUUGUAUUAAACUUGAGUCUAGCAGUCAAGCAAGGUGACUUCAAGAGAAAUAGAUGGUCAAAUCGGAAGAAGCGAACUUCAUCCAAGUCAAGUUUCACGCGGAGCAUGCGGCUCUCCGAUUCGUUACGCAAGAACCAGUUGUGGAACGGACUUGUCACCAUCACGCUGCUGGAAGGGAAGAACAUGCCGGGAGGCGGUUUGGCGGAGAUUUUUAUUUUGCUAAAACUGGGCGACCAAAGGUACAAGAGUAAGACACUGUGUAAGAGUGCAAAUCCUCAGUGGAGGGAACAGUUUGAUUUUCACUACUUCUCUGACAGGAAGGAUAUGUUGGACAUUGAGGUCUGGAGAAAAGAUAACAAAAAGCAUGAGGAGCUCUUGGGAACGUGCAAAGUUGACGUUACUGCCCUGCCAAUGAAGAAGACCAAUUGUUUAGAGCUGCCACUGGAAAAACAUCCGGGGUCCCUGCUAAUGUUGAUUGCAGUUGCCCCAUGUACAGGCGUUUCUAUCUCGGAUCUGUGUAUCUGCCCCUUGGGAGACCCCACUGAAAGGAAACAGAUUUCACAGCGCUAUCGUUUAAAGAAUUCCUUUCAGGACAUGAAGGAUGUUGGCUUCUUACAGGUCAAAGUUUUAAAGGCAGCUGACCUGUUAGCAGCAGAUUUUUCAGGUAAAAGUGAUCCUUUCUGUGUAUUAGAGCUGGGAAAUGACAGUCUUCAAACACACACCGUUUACAAGAACCUCAACCCAGAGUGGAACAAAGUUUUCACAUUCCCUAUUAAAGAUAUUCAUGACGUUCUCGAAGUGACAGUGUUUGAUGAAGAUGGAGAUAAACCCCCUGAUUUUCUUGGAAAAGUUGUCAUCCCUUUGCUGUCUAUUAGAAACGGUAAACAAAGUUGUUAUGCGCUGAAGAAUAAAGACUUGGAAUGUGCCUCAAAAGGAGUAAUUUACUUGGAGCUGGAUGUCCUAUUUAAUCCUGUAAAAGCAAGCAUUAGAACAUUCAAGCCACGAGAGAAGCGUUUCAUGGAAGAGAACCGCAAAUUCUCUAAAAAGAUCUUAUCAAGAAAUGUUGAUCGUGUGAAAAAAAUCACCAUGGCAAUAUGGAAUACAAUACAGUUCCUUCGGAGCUGCUUUCUCUGGGAGUCCACGGUAAAGAGCGUGGUGGCGUUUGUGAUAUUCGUGGUCACUGUAUGGAGCGUGGAACUUUACAUGGUGCCCCUGGCUUUGCUGGUGCUCUUCGCUUAUAACUUCUCUCUCAUCAAGACCGAGAAGGUCAGCAGCACCCAAGAUGCUCAGGAGCUUAUGGGCUUGGAUGAAGAUGACGAUGAAGAUGACAAGGAAUCUGAGAAAAAAGGUUUAAUUGAAAGAAUCCACAUGGUCCAAGAGAUCAUCAUAGCUGUUCAAAGCAUCCUAGAAGAAAUAGCGUCGUUUGGAGAGAGGAUUAAAAACACAUUCAACUGGACGGUGCCUUUCCUCUCUGUCCUGGCCUGCUUAGUCCUGGCAGCAGCAACAGUUAUUUUGUAUUAUAUACCUUUGAGGUACAUUGUUUUAAUCUGGGGCAUAAAUAAAUUUACGAAGAAGUUCAGAAAUCCCUAUGCCAUUGACAAUAAUGAACUACUAGAUUUCCUCUCCAGGGUACCAUCUGAUGUUCAAAAGGUGCAGCAUGCUGAAUUGAAACCAUACAGCAGCUCCAGUCCCAUUAGGAAGAAACGGAGCGCGCUCUAGGAUGCUGAGGGAUUUUGGAACGCAGCAUCUCCCUCCAUACUGCACAAAAAAUCCCACCUUGCAGUUAACUCCUCAGAUACUGGGAUCACCGGAGAUCCAUUGCGGGCAAUGGAUGUGUCUUCUACCAUGAAAGCAUUAAAAGGACUUAGAAAAGCUUCACUCACUGACCUGAAAAGACUCUCUCGACUUGCUUUUUAUAAUUCCAUCUCAUCAGAUAUUUUAAGCAUAGCUGUUGUUUUUCUGUCUAAAUCCAGAGGGGUAACACUACAGCUCUAAGAGAAAAACACUUUUUAGCCUUAAAGAAACAAGUGCUUGUGCAGAAAGAGUGCCCAGUACCCGAAGAAGUGGUUCUGCAAUAGCAUACAGGCUUUCACCUGCUGCUGAUGUCACCUUGGAGUCUCUUCUGGCAGUUCGUAAGGAAAGGAUGAGAAAAUGAAACCAUGUGGAAACUGAGCAAGGAAGAGAAGCGAAGAAGGACCCCAUUUUCUACUCUGAGCAUAAUGCAAGUUCUUGCUUGCUUACCCGUCAUUUAACUGUUGUGCUUUUGCUUUAUAAAAUCUGCAUAACGGGUGUUGUUUGAUUGAGGAAAAUCAGAUCUGGAAUCACACAUAGGCCCGCCACUUUUAAUGUGACCGUACCCUUCGGUAUAUUAGGCACUGUAAGGUGUGGUGAAGGUUGCUUGCCACCAUGAUGAGUCUUGGGCAGCAACAGAGCUGCAACUUGGUUCCUGUGGUUCCCAGACAGGCAUCUCCACUAGCAUCCCCUGCAGUGAUUCACAGUGCAAAGAAAUGGAGAAGCCAGGGAGAAAAGUAGUAACCAAAGUAACACUUUGAAAAUGGUAUGAUCAACCAUAAAACUGGAAUUAUUUUGCUUAUGGACUGGAGAUCUGAGUGGAGUCCUCCUGUGUUGUUCAGUAAUGCCACCUUCUUGUGGGCCUGUUGCAUGAAUUUAGAGGAAAACUAAAGACCGGAGUAUCUUCAACUGGAUUGUUAUCCAGAUUCAGUGAUUUUCCAAGAAGCUUAUCUGUCAAAGUAACAAGAUUCACCGUGCCUCUGAAGAGGCACACUUUUGUAGAUUUAAUUUGAUAAUGUGUUUUGCUCAUGUAAGGCUAUGUGUAGCUGUAUAUGAAAAGAUAGAAGAAAGAUUAUCCUAGUUACAAUCCUACAGAAAUGCCUGUGUGUGCAUGUGUGCAUACCCAUGCAUAUAAACACAGUUGUGUAUACAGAAGGGUUCGUACAUAAUGUAUUUAUAGAUGAGUAUGUGGAGGGGAAAUGGGUGAAUAUACAGAUUUUAAAACCUUCAAAGAGAAUGUUUAUGAAAAUUGCCAAAGAUUCUAAAGCUUAUCAUGUUGUGUCUGUUCUUCUUCAUAUUGCAUCUUUCCCGGCAUGUGUCUCUGGCUGAGCCAGAUCUCUGCAUGAUUUGAUUUACUUCAAGUUAAUGAAGCUGGUUGGAAAGAGCCUUGUAGAAAUCAUAAAAUCUCCAGUAAAUCUCCUACUUGUACAUACAAUAAAUGUCCGUGGACCGCUUUUGUAAAACCAGUUUCUCAAUCUUCUGUGUAAACAAUGCUUCAUUGUCUUGCUUCAAAGUAUCAUCUAGUUUGUCAUCCUGUAGUCUUGUCAUUUUUUUAAGGCCUGAAUUCAGACAUUUUUAAGCAGAUAUGUGAGAUCUGAUAAUUCACUCAAGUGAAAACAUUCAAUUGCAGCCCAGAAUUGUUUGUUUAUUCAGAAGUUGGAACUAAUAUUUUAAUAGAUUUUUUUUUCCUAUAGAAUUUUCCACAUGGCACUGAUUUCUGUUCAGGAGACAGGGUGAUGUCUGACUUAACGUAGGUAUGCUCUGUGUUCCAGAAUAAUUUGUAUUAGAUUAUUAUGCUGGAGCCAUACCAGCUGGAGAGCUUGGGAUGGUCCAGUGCCUAUUUAUGUUGCAAUGAGCUCUUUGUUAGGAUAAAUGCUGUUUGAAAUGCAAUAAACUUUUGAGGUUAA
Messenger RNA from Rhea pennata, 4622 nucleotides. RefSeq names its product multiple C2 and transmembrane domain containing 2 (gene MCTP2). The transcript is spliced from 23 exons. The record is from RefSeq and is a predicted model, not a curated record. NCBI's taxonomy places the organism in Eukaryota, Metazoa, Chordata, Aves, Rheiformes, Rheidae. Gene Ontology annotation, biological process: regulation of neurotransmitter secretion. Gene Ontology annotation, molecular function: calcium ion binding. Bases 13 to 2643 code for a protein of 876 amino acids. Gene Ontology annotation, cellular component: synaptic vesicle membrane.